Molecule: messenger RNA, 1889 nt
Organism: Arabidopsis arenosa
Lineage: Eukaryota; Viridiplantae; Streptophyta; Magnoliopsida; Brassicales; Brassicaceae
Source: the annotation of a GenBank genome assembly
AAGAUAAUCCUUUAUACGGAUCUAGGGUUCUUGCUUCCCUCCCCUGUUUUUUUCUCUCUCGCCGGAGUAAGAAGAAAUGGAGCUAGGGGACUCGACGACGUCGGUGAUUCCAGACUCGUUCAUGGGAUACAGAGACGACAUAACAAUGCAAAUGUCAAUGGUCUUGGAUCAGAUACGAGCUCCAUUGAUUGUUCCAGUCCUUAGGCUCUGUGUUUACAUCUGUUUAACAAUGUCGGUGAUGCUCUUUGUCGAAAGGGUUUACAUGGGAAUAGUAAUCUCUCUUGUGAAGCUGUUUGGUCGAAAACCAGACAAACGUUUCAAAUAUGAACCAAUGAAAGAUGACAUCGAGCUUGGAAACUCUGUUUAUCCUAUGGUUCUUGUUCAAAUCCCAAUGUUCAACGAACGAGAGGUUUAUCAACUAUCUAUUGGAGCUGCUUGUGGACUCUCUUGGCCUUCUGAUCGAAUCGUCAUUCAAGUUCUUGAUGACUCCACUGAUCCAACGAUCAAAGAUCUAGUGGAGAUGGAGUGUAGCAGAUGGGCAAGUAAAGGAGUAAACAUCAAAUAUGAGAUCAGAGAUAACAGAAAAGGAUACAAAGCAGGAGCUUUGAAAGAAGGAAUGAAGAAGAGUUAUGUCAAAAGCUGCGAUUACGUUGCAAUCUUCGACGCCGAUUUUCAACCUGAACCGGAUUUUCUCUGGAGAACCGUACCGUAUCUCCUCCAUAACCCAAAGCUUGCUCUUGUUCAAGCUCGCUGGAAAUUCGUAAAUUCGGAUGAAUGUUUGAUGACAAGGAUGCAAGAAAUGUCUUUGGAUUAUCAUUUUACUGUCGAACAAGAAGUUGGUUCUUCUACUUACGCUUUCUUCGGAUUCAACGGAACUGCGGGAAUAUGGAGAAUAUCGGCACUAAACGAAGCUGGUGGUUGGAAAGAUCGAACGACCGUGGAAGAUAUGGAUUUGGCCGUGAGAGCUAGUCUCAAGGGUUGGAAAUUCUUGUACCUCGGUUCUUUGAAGGUUAAAAACGAGUUGCCAAGUACAUUCAAGGCUUAUAGGUAUCAACAGCACAGGUGGUCAUGUGGUCCAGCUAAUCUUUUCAGGAAAAUGGCAUUCGAAAUCAUGACCAAUAAGAACGUGACUUUGUGGAAGAAAGUUCAUGUGAUAUAUAGCUUCUUCGUGGUUAGAAAGCUAGUAGCACACAUUGUUACCUUCAUCUUCUACUGUGUGAUCUUACCCGCUACAGUUCUUGUACCGGAAGUUUCUGUUCCGAAAUGGGGAGCGGUUUACAUUCCUUCAGUCAUUACUCUCCUCAACGCCGUUGGGACACCGAGGUCGCUGCAUCUUAUGGUGUUUUGGAUUCUGUUCGAGAAUGUAAUGUCUCUUCACAGAACAAAAGCUACUUUCAUUGGUUUACUCGAAGGUGGAAGAGUUAAUGAGUGGAUUGUUACAGAGAAGCUCGGAGAUCUUAAGGCUAAAUCGGCCUCCAAGACUCCAAAGAAGCUUCUUCGUUUUAGAUUUGGAGAUAGAAUUCAUGUGUUGGAACUCGGUGUAGGAAUGUAUCUGUUAUUUGUGGGAUGUUAUGACGCGUUUUUUGGGAAGAAUCAUUAUUAUCUAUACCUUUUCGCGCAAGCAAUCGCGUUCUUCAUUGCGGGAUUCGGGCAAAUUGGGACAAUUGUUCCUAACCAUUGAAGGGAAAAGGGAGUUUUUGAGCGACGAAAUGCUCGAGAAUAAAAAGAUGAUUUCUUUUUCUUUUCUUUUUUGGAUUCGCUAGCUAUUUAAAUUCUUGUUGGUGUGAAUAGAGAGCAUUGAUGAUACGAUUGUUACAGAAGAUGGUGUGUGUAGUGUGGAAGAUAAGGUUACUUAUAUAGUAAAGAAGAAAUAUACUUUGAAGGGAUUU